CUCAUUAAAUUUUCUCAACCUUAGAUCUCUUCACUUUCUUCUUCAUCUUUCUUUCUUCUUCCUUUCUUUCUUCUUCUUCGAUCUACUAUGGAAAAUUCCACAUCAUCUUCACUAAACACACAAAAUAAUCUAACUCCAAAAACACCAUCAAGAACUAAUCAAUUAAUUCCAGGUUUUAAUUCAUAUCACCCAUCACCAUCAAGAACAAUAUACAGUGAUCGUUUUAUACCAAGUAGAUCUUCAUCUAAUUUUGCACUAUUUGACCUACCAUUACCACCACAAUCAUCAUUAUCUGAAGAUUCAAACAAUGCAUAUACUACACUGCUUCGUUCAGCUUUAUUCGGGUCAGAUUGCGGGUCGGUUGUUCCACCUGUUACACCUGACAAAUCUUCGGGUUUGAAUUCAAGAAACUUGCAGAUUUGUAGACCCAAUUGUAAUAUUUUUCGGUAUAAAACUGAGACCAGGCAAUCUUUACAGUCAUUAUCGCCUUUUGGGUUUGAUGAUCAACUUCCGGGUUUUAGUCCUAGCCCGGUUAAAGCGACCCGGAAAGUUCCAAGAUCGCCUUUUAAGGUAUUGGAUGCACCGGCACUGCAAGACGAUUUUUACCUGAACCUUGUGGACUGGUCUUCGCAUAAUGUGUUAGCUGUAGGGCUAGGGAGCUGUGUGUAUCUAUGGCAUGCAUCUAGUAGCAAGGUAGUGAAGUUGUGUGACCUUGGAAUUGAUGAUAGUGUUAGUUCAGUUGGUUGGGCACAACGGGGUACGCAUCUUGCUGUUGGAACAAGUAAUGGCAAAGUCCAGUUAUGGGAUGCCUCGCGUUGUAAGAGGGUAAGAACCAUGGAGGGACAUCGAUUACGAGUUGGCGCACUGGCAUGGAGCUCGUCUAUGCUAUCUUCAGGAAGCCGAGACAAGAGUAUUCUUCAGCGUGAUAUACGUGCUCAAGAAGAUCAUGUCAGUAAGCUGACUGGUCAUAAAUCAGAGGUUUGUGGGCUCAAAUGGUCUUAUGAUAACCGUGAAUUAGCUUCAGGUGGAAAUGAUAAUAGGCUUUUUGUAUGGAACAACCAUUCAACACAACCUGUGCUGAAAUACUGUGAGCAUACUGCUGCUGUAAAGGCCAUUGCAUGGUCUCCCCAUCUCCAUGGGCUUCUAGCUUCUGGUGGUGGCACAGCUGAUCGAUGCAUUAGGUUCUGGAACACCACGACUAAUACACAUCUCAGUUGCAUGGACACUGGCAGUCAGGUCUGCAAUCUUGUGUGGUCUAAGAAUGUCAAUGAAUUAGUCAGCACACAUGGUUACUCUCAAAACCAGAUAAUAGUUUGGAGAUAUCCGACAAUGUCUAAGAUAGCAGCUCUGACAGGCCAUACAUAUAGAGUCUUAUAUCUUGCUAUCUCUCCAGAUGGACAGACAAUUGUAACAGGAGCAGGAGAUGAAACACUUAGAUUCUGGAAUGUUUUCCCUUCUCCCAAAUCUAAGAACACCGAGUCUGAAAUUGGUGCAACUUCGCUUGGUAGAACUCAGAUCAGGUGAUAAAUUGUAAUUAUUUUCCACUACUAGAAAUUGUUCCCUCAAGAAAUACAAUCAGCACAGCGACCGCACCACAUUUUUCUGCUCGAUGGAGCGGCAAUAAGUUGCAGGAAGCUGGAAGGCUAAACAUGCAACUGAUCGGAUGAUCUCUGUCAUCUAGCAAUUUAUUUUGAAUCAAUUAUUCUUUUAUUAUGUCAUGAGUGUACAGUUGGAGAUGUUAUUUUAUUCUCAUUAACAUCUCUUAUUCAUCCUGUAAUAUAUGGGGAGAGUGAAAGAGGUUCUUUUGUUAGGGAAAUCUAAUGUAAGGAAAACCUCAGAUUCUUCUUGUAAAUAAAAGUUAAGUAUACCUUUUUUCCUCGGAUUCAUGAAUA
Messenger RNA from Lycium ferocissimum, 1892 nucleotides. Its product is annotated as B-type cell cycle switch protein ccs52A-like. Lineage: Eukaryota; Viridiplantae; Streptophyta; Magnoliopsida; Solanales; Solanaceae. Bases 88 to 1524 code for a protein of 478 amino acids. Gene Ontology annotation, cellular component: anaphase-promoting complex. Gene Ontology annotation, molecular function: ubiquitin ligase activator activity; anaphase-promoting complex binding; protein binding. Gene Ontology annotation, biological process: anaphase-promoting complex-dependent catabolic process; positive regulation of anaphase-promoting complex-dependent catabolic process; positive regulation of ubiquitin protein ligase activity. The transcript has 10 exons. The record is from RefSeq and is a predicted model, not a curated record.